Messenger RNA from Musca vetustissima, 771 nucleotides. Its product is annotated as seminal metalloprotease 1-like. The record is from RefSeq and is a predicted model, not a curated record. Gene Ontology annotation, biological process: proteolysis. Lineage: Eukaryota; Metazoa; Arthropoda; Insecta; Diptera; Muscidae. Gene Ontology annotation, molecular function: metalloendopeptidase activity; zinc ion binding. The transcript has 2 exons. Bases 1 to 771 code for a protein of 256 amino acids.
AUGCACGUCUUAGGAAGUUUGAUCAUUGUAACGGCCCUCUUGGGUUUUGUUUUUGCCCUACCCAUGGUGACACGCGUGGAAACAGAUCCUGAAUUAACUGCUGGUUUCAUAGAGGGUGAUAUGGUUUUGGAUAGCACCACCCGUAAUGAUUUGCGCGAUGAGGUUUACAGAUGGCCCAACAACACGGUCUACUACAGAUUCCUCACCGAAUUUGGUAAUUGGGGACACCACAAUCACAUUUUACACGGCAUGAAAAUCAUUGAAAGUGUAUCCUGCAUUCGUUUCGAAGAGGCACAUGAAAACAUAACUAAUUACGUCUUUAUCACUGGUUUACCAGCUGGUUGUUUCUCUAGUGUGGGUUACCUAGGUGCUGGAGCUCAGACAUAUAAUUUGGAAAUAUAUCCCUUGGAUCAGGGCUGCUUCCGUUUGGGUACAAUUGUCCAUGAAUUUUUGCAUACCCUUGGUUUCUAUCACAUGCAAAGUAGUGCUAACCGUGACGAAUAUGUUUUCAUCAACAAGACCAACAUUGCAGAGGGAACCCUUAACAAUUUCAACAAAUACAACACAACCGUUGUCGACGAUUUCGAUGAGGAAUAUGAUUAUGGCAGUGUUUUACAUUAUUCCGCCUAUGCCUUCUCGGCCAAUGGUGAAAUGACCAUUGUACCAUUAAAGGAGGAUGAGGCUGCUGGUAUUAUGGGUCAGCGACGUGGCAUGAGCAAGAGUGACAUUAAUCGUUUGAAUUUGAUGUAUCGUUGUCCGGUUAAGGCUUAA